Messenger RNA from Mesorhabditis spiculigera, 690 nucleotides. Lineage: Eukaryota; Metazoa; Nematoda; Chromadorea; Rhabditida; Rhabditidae. The record is from the annotation of a GenBank genome assembly.
AUGACCGGGCUGGCCAAUUUUCGAAGAAGCUCCUUCUCUGCGCGACCGUUGAAGACAGAUAAUAAAGUCGCACCAACUCGGAAGAAUGGUCUAAAUGCGAUGAGUGAGAAUGACCAAUGGCCCCUCUUCCGGCACUAUUUCAGCACCGGAGCGCUACCGGUAAAAAUCGAUCACAACUCGGUGGGGCCGCCGACGAAGCUCAAAUGGACAUACACGCAACGCGAGUUGUCUGAGGAAAUGCUGAGGAUGUUGUUGCCAAAGUUUGCGCUAGGAUUGCCGCUGCUUGAUCAGCCCUAUCGCUUCGUGGCCGAGCGGGGUUUUGGCGACCUGUUGGACGCAUGCAAGUCGAGCCGCCCGGUGAUCGCUAGCUUGCCGCAAAUCGUGCGAGCCAUCCGAGCUGCUCUGUAUUCGUUUGAUAAUCACAAGAAGAGGGAGAUGUUGAAGGCGUUGAUUAAGCUCUCGAUGAUCCAAGGCGUUGGCCCAGCCUUGGUCCCCUUCUACCGUCAGCUUCUCCCUCCUCUCCGUGUCGUCAACCACAUCUCAGCCGCAGACCGCAACAAGAUCAGCAUCGACCGAGACUUGGAGCGCGACAUCGAGGUCACCCUGAACGAGCUGGAGAAGAGCGGCGGCCCGAACGCGUACAUCAACAUCAAAUACGUGCUGCCGAUGUACGAGUCGUGUCGUGGAAUU